GCAGGAGUAAACUAUUUCGCAAAGAGGUGUUACUGUGUGUAUCUUGGUUCUCUAUAUAUAAUAUUUUGAUUAAGUGUCUGAAACAAACGGAAGUACAUCCUAAAUAUAAGAAACAAUGGCGUUCAACAGCAGUGACAUUUUCAGAGUAUUCCAGCAGCUGCUUGUCUUCUUCGUUAUAACACUGAUAUUAUCAACACAGAAAACGCACGCCAAGAAUUCAAAGGACAUUCGGUGCAAAUGCAUUUGUCCGCCGUAUAAAGAGCUCGCUGGGCAAAUUUACAACAAAAAUGUGUCGCAGAAAGACUGUGAUUGUUUACAUGUGGUAAAGCUUUGGCCUGUGGCUGGAAGUGAUGUGGAGGCUUACUGUCUACGCUGUGAAUGCAAAUAUGAAGAAAGAAGCUCAGAUACUAUUCAAGUAACAAUCAUCAUAUACCUGUCAAUCCUAGGCGUGCUUCUGCUGUACAUGGUGUACCUGACACUUCUUGAACCAGUGCUGAAGAGACGCCUCUUUGGACAGUCACAGCUGUUGCAGAAUGAUGAUGAUUUAGGGGACCACCAGCCAUUUGCCAAUGCGCAUGCUGUGCUGUCCCAGUCCCAUUCUCGAGCCAAUAUGCUGAACAAAGUGGAGUAUGCCCAGCAGCGCUGGAAGAGGCAGGUCCAAGAGCAGCGCAAGUCUGUCUUUGAUCGGCAUGCUGUCCUGAGCUAAAUCUACAUCCUCGAUCAAACGUCUAACUGCAAGAAGAGAUUUGUACUGGCGUAGCAGAGUCACUGGGGCUUAAGUCUUCUAAACAGCCCGACCUCCAGACAUGCUUUCUUUCUAUCUAUUUACUUGACUUGCAUUUGCCCAAGCCAUUGCAUCUUUACUGUGUAUAUACAGUAGUGGUUGAUUAUAAUCUUAACAUGGUCCUUUUUUGGUUACCUAAUUCUUGAUUAAAGGGUCUCAGCUAGUUGUAAUUCUAAUGCUCAACACUUUGCUGAAGUACUUGUACAGUAUUGCAGCAUUUGAGGAAGUUAUUAACCAAUUUUGCACACCAUUAAAGGUUAGUGGUGUAGUAAUCUAUAAUCUGCUGUCCACAGUUUUGCCAAUUGUUUUUAUUUUGAUGGUCAUGUUUUCAGAAUCUUUUCAAGGAUGCAUUUGAAUACCUUCAAGAAAAUAGAGAUCUAAUCAGUUUGCUUGUAAUGCUAAAAAAUGGUUACCAAUGCAUUUGAAAACAAUGCACACUAUAGUUUAGGUGAGAGACAUACUGGACAUUAAAUUUAAAUCUAUAUAUAUAUAUAUCAUGUUAAAAAAAGUUAAACUAUAAUGGGGAUUUAUCUGCUAACAACACUAAAUAUUGUGAAGCUAUUUAAUUUUUCACCAUGCAACUCCUAUUGUUAAUGGCUCUAAGUACAUUGAUGCUUCCAUUGACACAUCAUAACUAUAGUACUGAAAUCACUGAUGUUUUCUUUUAAAGGCUUUUAUAAAUGUAUGUUUUGUGUAAUUGUAAUAUAGUAAAGGGGAGACAUUGCUAAUGAUUGUAUAGGAUAGCAAUUAUGACAAAGUUCCAUUUGUUUUUUUAGUUCCUCAGGAAUUGUAAAUGCCUUCUAAAUUACAAUUAAAUGCUGUAUUGUAACUACAGUUA
Molecule: messenger RNA, 1622 nt
Organism: Polyodon spathula (Mississippi paddlefish)
Lineage: Eukaryota; Metazoa; Chordata; Actinopteri; Acipenseriformes; Polyodontidae
Product: transmembrane protein 9B-like
Exons: 6
Coding region: 116-706 (196 amino acids)
Biological process (GO): positive regulation of canonical NF-kappaB signal transduction
Cellular component (GO): lysosomal membrane
Source: RefSeq, a predicted model, not a curated record